AUGUCUUUCUCCAACGCAGAUACUGGCAACAAGCCCGCCGACCCUUACAAGGCCGCCAAUCUCGAUAAUGACGUCUCCGUAAAGGAAAAGGUUGAGGCCUUCGUCAAGUUCGCCGAAAAGUCCAAGUUCGGCAUGAUGACCACCAGAGACGCCAAAUCCGGUGCUUUGGUUUCUAGAGCAAUGGCUCUUGCCGCCACUGAAAAUGGUGGCGUCGACCUCCUCUUCCACACCAACACUGAGUCACACAAGACGGAUGAGAUUGACAGCGACCCUCACAUCAACAUAGCCUUUAUCAACAGCUCCGGCGACUGGGCCUCUGUCUCGGGCAUUUCUAGCGUUAUCACUGACCGUUCACUGGUCAAGAAGCACUACAGCCCCACCCUUAAGGCGUGGCUGGGUGAUCUUGGUGAUGGUACUCACGACGGAUCUGAAAACGAUCCUCGCAUCGGCGUCAUCCGCGUCAAGACCACCAGCAUCACGUACGCCAUCAGCAACGCGACUUUUGUCGGCAAGGUGGCUCAGUUGGCCGAGGGUGUUGUGACGGGUAAUGCGGCGCAGGUCAACAAGUUGAGGGAGGUCCCGUCUCAAGAGGUCGAACAGUACCGCUCUGCUGCUUCUUCCUCUUAA
Messenger RNA from Colletotrichum graminicola M1.001, 627 nucleotides. RefSeq names its product pyridoxamine 5'-phosphate oxidase. The transcript is spliced from 2 exons. Bases 1 to 627 code for a protein of 208 amino acids. The record is from RefSeq and is a predicted model, not a curated record. Lineage: Eukaryota; Fungi; Ascomycota; Sordariomycetes; Glomerellales; Glomerellaceae.